Schizosaccharomyces octosporus yFS286 is the source of this 5185-nucleotide messenger RNA. Its product is annotated as myosin type V. Lineage: Eukaryota; Fungi; Ascomycota; Schizosaccharomycetes; Schizosaccharomycetales; Schizosaccharomycetaceae. Gene Ontology annotation, molecular function: actin filament binding; microfilament motor activity; ATP binding. The transcript is spliced from 3 exons. Gene Ontology annotation, biological process: vesicle transport along actin filament; actin filament organization. The record is from RefSeq and is a predicted model, not a curated record. Gene Ontology annotation, cellular component: cytoplasm; actin cytoskeleton; myosin complex. Bases 253 to 4827 code for a protein of 1524 amino acids.
AUUCUAGUUCACUGGUAGGGUCAUUCUAGAGUACGCCGAGUGCAACAUCGACGUACAAUUUUUUGUUUAAAGAAGCGUGUUUCUUUGACGUUCUCUAAUUUAGGAUCACUUGAAGAAAUUAUCUUUUCCUUUGUCUUUCUCAAUCUCCUUUAGGAUUUUAAGAAGGAAGGUUCCCCAUUACUAGGAUCAUAAACAAAUAUAUCUAUAUAAUUACAGCAGUGGUCAUAGCAGAACCUUGUGAGCCUUCCAGUUAUGUCCUCUGGAAUUUAUUAUAAAGGACUUCAAUGUUGGAUUCCUGAUAAAGAACGGCAGUGGUCACCCGGAAUAGUUAAAAGCUGCUCAAUUGAAUCAAAUAAAGCAAAAUUAAUUGUUGAAGAUGAAGAUGGCAAUGAGUCAACAUUCUCUGCUAAACCAGAGGAUUUAGAAGAGGAAGGGAAAAACGGAUUACCAUUUUUACGGUCCAGUCUUUCUGAUCCAGAUGACUUAACGAAUCUAGCAUAUUUAAACGAACCGUCUGUCCUUGAUGCAUUACUGACCAGAUACAAUCAAUUGCAAAUCUAUACCUACUCAGGCAUUGUAUUGAUUGCUUUGAACCCUUUUCAGUCUUUACCAAAACUUUACACUCCUGAGGUUGUUCGCGUUUAUUCCGAAAAAUCUAGAGACCAGCUUGAUCCGCACUUGUACGCUAUAGCCGAAGACAGCUUCAAAUGUAUGAAUCGAGAAAGAAAGAAUCAGACAAUUAUCAUUUCCGGUGAAUCUGGUGCUGGUAAAACUGUUUCAGCUCGUUACAUUAUGCGCUAUUUUGCGUCUGUGCAAACCCUGAGUGAUCCUAGUAGUACCGCUAAUGUAGAUUCAGAUUCAGUGCAGCUAACGGCUGUUGAAAACGAAAUUUUAGCUACCAAUCCCAUUAUGGAAGCCUUUGGUAAUUCUAAAACUUCUAGAAACGAUAACUCAUCCCGUUUCGGAAAAUAUAUUCAAAUCAUGUUUGACAAAAAUUCUAUUAUCAUAGGUGCUAAAAUUCAGACCUAUCUAUUAGAACGUUCACGUUUAGUUUUCCAACCAAAGUCUGAACGAAACUAUCACAUAUUUUAUCAAUUACUAGCAGGCGCUUCGCCAGAACAAUUAGAAGAAUGGAAUCUUUCUGCCGAUGUUAAUGAUUACAAUUACUUGCGACAAGGUGAAUCGCCUACAAUCGAUGGUGUUGAUGACGCUAAGGAGUUCCAAGAAACAGUAAACGCGCUCAAGAUGGUAUCAAUCAAUAGCGAUACGUCGAAAAGUAUUUUCAGUAUGUUAGCAGCGUUAUUGCACGUUGGCAACAUAGAGAUAAAGGGUUCUAGAAAUGAUUCAUAUAUUGAUUCCAAGAAUGAGCAUUUGCUGAAUGCUUCAAAAUUAUUGGGUGUUGACUCGAGUACUUUCAUUAAAUGGUUGACUAAACGGAAGAUUAAGAUGGCUUCAGAGGGUAUCAUAAAACCUUUAACUGAUUAUCAAGGAUUGGUAGUUCGUGACUCUGUUUCCAAAUUUUUGUAUGCAUCAUUAUUUGAUUGGCUUGUCGCUACCAUAAAUACUGCCUUGAUGAAUUCGGCAGUAAAGCAAAAUCAAAUUUCUGAAAGCUUUAUUGGUGUACUAGAUAUUUAUGGAUUUGAACAUUUUGAGAAGAAUUCGUUUGAACAAUUUUGCAUAAAUUAUGCCAACGAAAAACUUCAACAAGAAUUUUAUAAACAUGUUUUCAAACUUGAACAGGAUGAGUAUGCUAAUGAAGGCCUCAAUUGGUCUUACAUUGAUUACCAAGACAAUCAACAGUGCAUUAGUAUGAUAGAAAAUAGAAUGGGAAUACUCUCACUUUUAGAUGAGGAAUGCCGAAUGCCUACAAAUAGCGACGAAAAUUGGGUCACAAAAUUGAACGAUGCUUUUGAUAAACCCGAAUUUAAGAACAGUUAUAAAAAAGCUAGGUUUGGCAACAACUCUUUCACUGUUAGGCAUUAUGCCCUUGACGUAACUUAUAAUGCUGAAGGAUUUAUUGAGAAAAAUAAAGAUACUAUAUCAGAUGAAUUGAUUGAUCUUUUCAGUGAAUCUUCAGUUCCAUUCAUCAAAGAUCUGGUACAAUUUCGGUUGCAACAAACUGCUUCCCAGGAUUCUGGAGGAUCGAAUAAUAAAAGGUCCAAAUCAAAGCCAAAGAGCAAUACCUUGGGUUCGAUGUUUAAGAAUUCCCUCAUUAGUCUUAUGGGUACAAUCAAUGAGACUAACGCUCAUUAUAUUCGAUGCAUAAAACCUAAUGAACAAAAGGAGGCCUGGAAGUUUGAUAAUGUAAUGGUCACAUCUCAACUCAGAGCUUGCGGUGUUUUAGAAACCAUCAAGAUAUCAUGCGCUGGUUUUCCAUCACGAUGGACCUUCGAAGAUUUCGUUUCCCAAUAUUAUAUGCUUGUUCCUUCGGCUGAUCGGUCUGACAAUCCUUUGACUUUUACGACUGCCAUUUUGAGUAAGACCAUUGACUCGGCCAAAUAUCAGAUUGGUAAAUCUAAAAUCUUUUUCCGAUCUGGUGUUACUCCACAACUGGAGGCUGCAAAGGAUCGAGCUUUAAAACAUGCUGCUCAACUUCUCUACGACGCGUUCGCUACAAACUACUAUCGUACACGAUUCCUCAAUUUACGGAAACGUGUAUCCCGUUUUCAAGCAAUGGCUCACGGUUACCUGAGUCGUCGUACCACUCAGGCUGAAAUAUUCUCAAAAAGUAUUACAAUCAUUUCAUCAUUAUGGAAAACCCAUGUAGAAAGAAGAAAGUUUUUAGAGGCCAAGGCAUCCAUUCUUUUCCUUCAAUCGGCUGUUCGUGGUUUCCUUUUUCGUAGAAACCAACGAGUAGGUAGAAUGGAACAAGCCGCUGCUUCCAUUAAAAACGUUUGGAAAACUCAUCGUGAACGACAGUCUUUUAUGAAGUUGAGACACUGUACAAUACGGAUACAAUCAUUGAUACGAAUGAAACAUGCCAUGCGUCAGCUUGUUGAGCUUCGUAUAGAAUCUAAAAAGGCAAGUCACUUUAAACAGGUGUCAUAUAAAUUAGAAAGCAAACUGUUUAAUAUGACAAAGAAAUUAGAUGAAUCGGAGCAAGAAAAUACGAAGCUUAAAGAUAGAAUAUUUGAAUUGGAGUCACAUUUGUCAAAUUACGCAGAAGCUACUUUGUCAAAGGAGCGCGAAUUAGAGCAGACACACGUACUGCUAUCAGAUCAUUCUCAAGAUCAAGAGUACAAGUUGGCUUUAUCUGAAAAAGAAAAGGAAUUGUCUGAUUUACGAAGUUUCAUCAACCGAUAUAAGGAUGAUAAUCAAGAGUUACUUCGUAUGAACACCACUUUAAAAGCCCAACUGGGAAAAGAUGCAGACGUUAUAUCAUCUCAGACUGCUGAAAUUAAAGAAAAAAAUAAAAUAAUAGCAAAAUUAACGAAGGCUUCUAAAGUUCUUAAUUCUAGUUUUGGCUCUGAACAAACUCGCGUGUCAGAAGAAAAAUCUAGACGAGAUAGUUCAUUGAUGGAAAUGCGUACCCAAAAAGAAUUGCUAAUUUUACUCAUGAACGAUGGAUUAAAGCACGACUUGGAUAAAUUGACAGAAUUUGCUGGAAAAACGUAUGUUUGGGAUAAAACUGUCGAGUUGCUUAAUAAAAAAGAGCAAGACGAAAGUAAACCACAUUUAUUUUUGGCUAAAGCAUUAUUCAUUAUAAUUUCACAGAUGUGGAAAACUAAUUUAUCCCAAGAAAGUGUUGCUUUAAUUGAACGUUAUUGCGUCCAUAUACUGGAAUAUAUUUCUCAGAGGACACAAAUCAGAAGAGAAAUACGUGCAGAUAUGGGUUUCUGGAUUGCCAAUACCCAUACUUUGCUUUAUCUCGUUCGCACAAAGCUGUAUGGACUUAAGAGGUCGUCCUCCUUAACUUUAUCGUUUAGUGAAUCGUACGAUGCAAUUCAUACAGUGUUCGACAUGUUAGAUUCACACUUGUCAAAAAUUGUUUCUAUGUGGAUUGAUCAAAUCACCGCUGCUUUAAGGCCUCUGAUCGUCGAUGGAAUCAUUGUUAGCGGUAACCAAAUUGAUAAAGGGGAAAAAAGGCUGAUUCCAAGAGUUUUCGAUAAAGACGUGAAGUCAAUUGAACAUAUACUGCAUAUUCUCAAUGAAGUACACGAUUCUUGCCAAACUUACCGAGUGAGUUUAGCUAUAUUCGCAUGCGUGAUAUCCAGUCUUUAUCGAUUUAUAGACGUUGAGGCAUUUAAUGCCUUAAUGACUAAGGAAAAAGGUAGCUGGAAGCGCGGUGUGAAUAUGUCGUAUAACUUUUCUCGUUUACGAGAGUGGUGUACGCACCGAGGGGUUGUAGAGGCUACGCUUCAACUGGAAGAAAUUAGUCAGGCUUCAAAAUUUUUGCAAACAUGUAUGAAUAAGCAGAAGAUUCUGGAUAAUGUAUCCUUGCUAUGGAUUUUGAAUAUGCAACAAUUAAGAAAAUUGUUAGACAAGUAUGUUGCAGAAACCUACGAAUCAAAAGUACCCAAGAAGGUUAUGGAUGAACUGUCUAAUAUGGCACGAGCAGAAGGACUUGAUCGGCCUGAAACAAUCACAUAUGACAAAGUGAUAUACGAGUUAAAUGAUACUUUUGAGGAAGAGCCUUCUCUUGAGCAGGUUACCAUUCCUGUUGAAUGCAAAGUUACGUAUAUCCAACGAGUUAUAGAUCUUGCUAGUGCCGAGGAGAGCUUUGACCAAGCGUUGUUAACGUUGCACGAUAAUUCAGUGGAGUCGAAUCCAUUUGAAAACCAGGAGAAUGAAUUGCGUGAAAUUGGUAAUGGAGUGAAGGCUGAGUAAGGACUCUGUCUCAAAAAGUGAGUAUAUGCAACUAUUUAUGAUGAGUCCUUUCAAGGAUGUUGAUGAAGAAAAGGAAUUACGAUAGACUCGGGUUAUCUUUUAUUUUAAUUAAAGUACAUUCUUAAUAAUGACCUGCUUAUGUUAUCUUUAUUUUAUUACUUUUCACUGACUUUCUUGUAUAGUAGUAUUCAGACGUAUAAUUAUCAAAAAAAGCCUUUUAAGGAUACAACAAAUUCAAAAAUGAAGAGAUAGGCAUUCUAUUCUAUUCUCCUUCUAAAAACAAAAAAAAUUCCAAAAACAAGAAAAAAAAUCUAGAUUAACUUAAACUAUAAAAGUAUUUUCUAAACAUAUACAUAAC